AUGAAGACGAAUGCUCUGCAGUGCGCCGCGAGGUGUUUCGUCGUCAAAAACCAAUUUAAUUAUAUGGUUACUGUCAUCUUGGCCUUGAUGGCCCUGGGAUACCUGAUAGGUCGCUAUUCUAGUAGCGCAGCUAAGACCUAUUCCGGCACCGAACUGGCUGCGUCCACCAACGCAGAAAUGUCCGUCGAAGUUUGGCAAAGGAUCCAAUCGAAAAUCGAAGAGAUUGCUGGUGAGCUCCAAGACCUGCAGGCGUACAUGGGCUGA
Molecule: messenger RNA, 264 nt
Organism: Macrosiphum euphorbiae (potato aphid)
Lineage: Eukaryota; Metazoa; Arthropoda; Insecta; Hemiptera; Aphididae
Source: the annotation of a GenBank genome assembly